This is a messenger RNA of Chroicocephalus ridibundus (black-headed gull), 11425 nucleotides long. It is a transcript of the gene DOCK5, whose product is annotated as dedicator of cytokinesis 5. The transcript is spliced from 52 exons. The record is from RefSeq and is a predicted model, not a curated record. Lineage: Eukaryota; Metazoa; Chordata; Aves; Charadriiformes; Laridae. Gene Ontology annotation, cellular component: cytoplasm; plasma membrane. Gene Ontology annotation, molecular function: small GTPase binding; guanyl-nucleotide exchange factor activity; GTPase activator activity. Gene Ontology annotation, biological process: myoblast fusion; small GTPase-mediated signal transduction; cell migration. Bases 135 to 5768 code for a protein of 1877 amino acids.
UUGGGCGGCUGCCGGGAAGUUUGGGAGCAUGGCGGAGCGGCCCGGGGCGGCCGGCCCCCGACAGCGCGCCGGGGCGGCGGCGGGCGAGCGGCCGCGCUGAGCCCAGCCGAUCCCCCCCCUCCCCGCCCGCCGGCAUGGCCCGCUGGAUCCCCACCAAGCGGGAGAAGUACGGGGUCGCAAUAUACAAUUACGAUGCUGUCCAAGAUGUGGAGCUCUCCUUGCAAGUUGGCGAUACUGUCCACAUUUUGGAGAUGUAUGAAGGCUGGUACCGAGGAUACACACUCCGAAAUAAGUCUAAGAAGGGCAUUUUCCCAGAAACAUAUAUCCAUUUAAAAGAGGCGAUCGUGAAGGACCGGGGACAACAUGAAACAGUGAUUCCAAGUGAAUUGCCCCUCGGACAAGAACUCACUUCUACCCUGAGGGAGUGGGCAGUUAUCUGGCACAAGUUAUAUGUGGAUAACAAGACAACGCAGUUUCGGCAUGUUCAACAAAUGACUUACAGCCUGAUAGAGUGGCGGUCACAGAUACUGUCCGGGACGCUUCCCAAAGAUGAGCUGGCUGAGCUAAAGAAGAAAGUCACUGCUAAGAUUGACUAUGGCAACAGGAUCCUAGGUUUGGACCUGGUUGUACGAGAUGACAAUGGGAACAUCUUGGACCCAGAUGAAACCAGCACAAUCUCUCUCUUCAAGUCCCAUGAAACUGCAUCCAAAAGGAUUGAUGAAAGAAUCCAGGAAGAGAAGUCCCUGCAACAGAAUUUGGACCUCCGAGGGCAGCCAAUAUUCAACACAACACAUACAUACAGCCUGUAUGUAAACUUCAAGAAUUUUGUCUGCAAUAUUGGGGAAGAUGCAGAGCUGUUAAUGAGCCUCUAUGAUCCUGAUCUCUCCAAAUUCAUCAGCGAAAAUUACCUGGUUCGUUGGGGCAGUAAUGGGAUGCCUAAAGAAAUUGAGAAACUAAAUAAUCUUCAAGCAGUCUUUACUGAUUUAAGCAGUUCUGACUUGAUCAGACCGAAAAUCAGCUUGGUGUGUCAGAUCGUGAGGGUGGGGCAUAUGGAGCUGAAAGAUGGGAAGAAACAUACCUGUGGACUCCGGAGGCCCUUUGGUGUGGCAGUGAUGGACAUAACUGACAUCAUACAUGGAAAGGUGGACGAUGAGGAAAAGCAGCAUUUUAUUCCAUUUCAGCAGAUUGCCAUGGAAACAUACAUCAGACAGCGACAGCUAAUCAUGUCCCCACUGAUAACUUCCCAUGUGAUCGGAGAAAAUGAGCCCCUCACUUCUGUCUUCAACAAAGUCAUCGCUGCAAAGGAAGUGAAUCAUAAAGGGCAAGGUCUUUGGGUCUCCCUGAAACUGCUUCCUGGCGAUCUAGCACAGGUGCAAAAGGAUUUUUCCCACCUUGUAGACAGAUCAACUGCUGUGGCUCGCAAAAUGGGAUUCCCUGAGAUAAUCCUUCCUGGUGAUGUUCGAAAUGAUAUCUACGUCACCCUGAUACAAGGGGAGUUUGACAAAGGGAAGAAGAAGACUCCCAAGAAUGUGGAAGUCACCAUGUCUGUACACGAUGAAGAUGGCAAUCUCCAAGAGAAAGCUAUCCAUCCUGGUGCUGGUUAUGAAGGUGUCUCCGAAUAUAAGUCUGUUGUUUAUUAUCAAGUCAAGCAACCGUGCUGGUAUGAAACUGUAAAGGUGUCCAUUGCAAUAGAAGAAGUCAGUCGUUGCCAUUUAAGAUUCACUUUCCGUCAUCGGUCAUCACAGGAGUCUAGGGAUAAGUCUGAGAGAGCUUUUGGCAUGGGCUUUGUGAAGUUGAUGAAUGCAGAUGGAACCACACUGCAAGAUGGCAAACACAAUUUGAUUGUUUAUAAGGGUGAUAACAAGAAAAUGGAAGAUGCUAAAUGCUAUUUAACUCUUCCUUGUACCAAAACCGAGAUGGAAGAGAAGGAGGCCCCCUCUGGGAAAAAUCUGCACCAUCUAGCCAACUUCACACCCACUAAAGACAGUACAAAAGACAGCUUCCAGAUUGCCACUUUGAUCUGCUCCACCAAACUUACCCAGAAUGUUGACCUGCUGGGUUUGUUGAACUGGCGUUCUAACUCUCAGAACAUAGCUCACAACCUGAGGAAGCUAAUGGAGGUGGAAGGAGGAGAAAUUGUAAAGUUUUUGCAAGACACCCUUGAUGCACUUUUCAACAUAAUGAUGGAAAUGUCAGAAAAUGAAACCUAUGACUUCCUUGUGUUUGAUGCACUGGUAUUUAUUAUUUCUUUGAUCGGAGACAUCAAGUUCCAGCAUUUCAACCCUGUACUUGAAACUUAUAUUUACAAGCACUUCAGUGCAACCCUGGCAUAUGUGAAGCUCACCAAAGUACUGAACUGUUAUGUGGGAAACGCUGAUGACUCCAGCAAGACAGAAUUGCUAUUUGCUGCUCUGAAAGCCUUGAAGUACCUGUUCCGAUUCAUUGUUCAGUCACGAAUAUUGUACCUGAGGUUUUAUGGGAAAAGUGAAGAUGGGGAUGAAUUUAAUGAUGCAAUACGCAAGCUGUUCCUCUCCUUCAAUGUCCUCAUGGACCGGCCUUUAGAGGAGGCUGUCAAGAUUAAGGGUGCAGCUUUAAAGUAUUUGCCAAGCAUCAUAAAUGAUGUCAAACUAGUGUUUGACCCUGUUGAGCUCAGUGUCCUCUUCAGCAAGUUUAUCCAAAGUAUUCCCGACAACCAGUUAGUUCGCCAGAAGCUGAACUGCAUGACCAAGAUAGUCGAGAGUGAUCUGUUUAAACAGUCUGAAUGCAGAGAUGCUCUUCUGCCGCUACUAAUAGAUCAGCUGAGUGGCCAGCUGGAUGACAAUUCAAGCAAGCCCGACCAUGAGGCCUGCUCACAGCUACUUAGCAGUGUUCUUGAAGUCCUGGAUCGGAAAGAUGUGGGGCCCACCGCUGUGCACAUCCAGCUGAUCAUGGAACGCCUGCUAAGGAGAAUAAACCGCACGGUGAUUGGAAUGAGCAGACAGUCUCCGCACAUUGGUAUCUUUGUGGCCUGUAUGACAGCCAUCCUGAGGCAGAUGGAUGAUUUCCAUUACAACCAUUACAUCAAUACUUUCAAAACCAGGCAGGACAUCAUUGACUUCCUGAUGGAAACAUUCAUUAUGUUUAAGGAUCUGAUUGGAAAAAAUGUCUAUGCAGCUGACUGGAUGGUCAUGAAUAUGAUGCAGAGCAGGGUUUUCCUCCGGGCAGUGAACCAGUUUACCUCUGUACUCAACCGUUUCUUUCUGGAUCAAGCAAAUUUUGAACUCCAGCUCUGGAAUAACUAUUUCCAUUUGGCAGUGGCCUUUCUCACUCAUGAAUCCCUCCAGCUGGAGACCUUCUCACAAGCCAAACGCAACAAAAUUAUCAAGAAGUAUGGGGACAUGAGGAAAGAAAUUGGCUUCAAAAUAAGGGAUAUGUGGUACAAUUUGGGUCCCCACAAAAUAAAAUUCAUUCCAGCAAUGGUAGGCCCCAUCCUGGAGGUAACCCUGGUCCCUGAGCCUGAGCUACGGAAAGCUACAAUUCCCAUCUUCUUUGAUAUGAUGCAGUGCGAGUUUAACUUCAGUGGGAACAGAAACUUCCAUAUGUUUGAAAAUGAGUUGAUAACCAAGCUGGACCAGGAAGUGGAGGGUGGUCGAGGAGAUGAACAGUACAAGAUAUUACUGGAGAAACUCCUCCUGGAGCACUGUCGGAAGCAUAAAUACCUCUCUGCUUCUGGAGAAGUGUUUGCUCUGCUGGUCAGCAGCCUGCUAGAGAACCUGCUGGACUACAGGACCAUCAUGCACGAUGAAAGCAAGGAGAACCGCAUGAGCUGCACUGUCAAUGUGCUGAAUUUUUAUAAGGAGAAGAAACGAGAGGACAUUUAUAUCAGGUAUCUGUAUAAACUCCGGGACUUGCACACAGACUGUGAGAACUUCACAGAGGCAGCAUACACUCUCCUCCUCCAUGCAGAGCUGCUCCAGUGGUCUGAGAAGCCAUGUGUCCCUCACCUCCUGCAGCGGGACAGCUACUACGUCUACUCGCAACAAGAACUCAAGGAAAAACUCUACCAAGAAAUUAUCUCCUUCUUUGACAGAGGCAAGAUGUGGGAAAAAGCCAUUCAACUCAGUAAAGAGUUGGCUGACAUGUAUGAAAACAAGGUCUUUGAUUAUGAAGGACUUGGUAAUCUCCUGAAAAAACGAGCUACUUUUUAUGAGAAUAUUAUGAAGGCAAUGAGACCUCAACCAGAAUACUUUGCUGUUGGAUACUAUGGUCAGGGUUUUCCCUCUUUCCUCCGGAAUAAAAUUUUUAUCUACCGUGGCAAAGAGUAUGAACGAAGGGAGGACUUCAACCUGAAGCUGUUGACCCAGUUUCCCAGUGCCGAGAAGAUGACCAGUACUGCCCCUCCAGGAGAAGAGAUCAAGUCUUCUCCUAAACAGUAUGUGCAGUGCUUUAUUGUGAAGCCUGUGAUGAACCUGCCACCUAAUUAUAAAGAUAAACCUGUUCCUGAACAGAUCUUAAACUACUACAGAGCAAACGAGGUACAGCAGUUCACGCACUCCCGACCAGUCAGGAAAGGAGAAAAAGAUCCAGACAAUGAGUUUGCUAAUAUGUGGAUAGAAAGGACAACCUACACGACAGCAUAUUCGUUUCCAGGCAUCCUCAAGUGGUUUGAAGUCAAACAGAUCGCAACGGAGGAGAUCAGCCCCUUGGAGAACGCCAUAGAAACGAUGGAACUGACCAAUGAGAAAAUCAGCAACAUCGUCCAACAGCAUGUCUGGGACCGGAGUCUUCCUGUCCAUCCUCUCUCUAUGCUCCUGAACGGGAUUGUGGACCCAGCGGUCAUGGGGGGAUAUACCAACUAUGAAAAGGCUUUUUUCACAGAGAAAUAUCUUCAAGAACAUCCUGAAGAUCAAGAUAAAAUUGAGAUGCUUAAGCAGCAAAUUGCUCUACAGAUGCCGUUGUUGGCAGAAGGGAUCAGGAUCCAUGGUGAGAAGCUGACGGAACAGCUGAAGCCUCUACAUGACAGACUGACAGCCUGCUUCAAGGAGCUGAAGAAGAAGGUGGAGAAGCAGUACGGUGUAAUAACUUUGCCUCCUUCCCUCACCGAGAGGAAACCGAGCAGGUCAGGCUCUGUCGUGUUGCCCUAUAUCAUGUCUUCCACGCUGAGGCGGCUCUCUGUCACAUCUGUGGCGUCUUCUGUGGUCUCUACAUCUUCCACAUCGUCUGAUAGCACUUCCUCCAGACCAGGCUCAGACGGAUCUAUUCUGGAGCCUCUCUUGGAGAGAAGAACAUCAACAGCUUCCAGAGCUGAGGAACUGCCCAUGAAAGAUGAUGGUGAUAACCGGAUUAGCAAACUGAAGCGGAAGGAGUGGAGUAUUAGCAAGUCUCAGGUUAUUGUAGAGAAGGAGCCAGAAACGGAACUGACUUCCAAAAUGGGUAUGUCAGGAAAAGCACAAAGGCCAAAGAGUCUUCAAUUAGGAGACAACAGACUGACUUUGCUUCAGGGUUCUUCGCUCCAGCCAUCAACGCCUCGCAGCCCACCACCCAUCACUCCCAAAACCCCAAGAACCCAAAGUUUCCCCUCAUUGCAAGCUGAUGGAUUGGCAACCGCCAGCUUACAGAGUACCCCACCUCCACCUCCGCCCAAAAGCAAACCCUAUGAGAAUAGCAACCCGAGGAAUUCUGUGGAGGUUGCUCCACCACUACCCAGCAGACGUGAAGCCAAACCUCCCCCUCCACCCCCAAAAACCAGAAAAUCCAGCGUUGCCUCUUCAGAGCAAGGAUUGCAGUGAGGAUCACAUCUUGCUGGUGUAACGGCGAGCGCCUAGAGUGAAACGGCUGCUUUCUUUUUACUGACAUGCUGGGGCUCUCUGACCCUAAGGACUACUGAUUUCACCUGCCAUUCCAUUCCCUCCCCUUGGGAGUUUUCUUUGGGAAAUACUAAAAGGAACUGUUAUUGAGACUGUAUUCCCAACCUCUGGUUUACCUUUCCAGUACGAGACACUAAUCACGGAGCAGGAGAAGUCGCCUGACUGGAAUUCUUGUCUGUCUUAGUCUUGUCUGUCCCGAGUUUUUUCACUGAUGCAAUUUCAGCAGCUCAUUCCUAGUGUAAAUCUGUCACAGUAGUGAUUUGAAGCAGUGUUUGAACCCAGGUAAGCCACACCAGUAUGAGGAGAGUCCUACAGCGUUUUCACCCAAGUUCAUUUCAGCUUUCCAGCUGUACUCGCACACGGAUCCCUCCUCCUGCCCCUGGAGUGUAGCCAAGCCCUGGUUUGCGUGGAGUGAAACAAGUCGCAGCCGUUCCAAAGUCGUGAAGUGUCGGCUCCUGAGAUGUCAGGUGCCGGUGUAUGAUGUGCAGUCUCCUAAGAUUCUUGAUUGCAGGCAGAGACCUGAGCAUAGUUAGCAGAAUAAGAAGUCUCUUACUUUCUGCUAGUCAUCAUAUGUAUUUAAGAUGCAGUGCAGACGUUCUGCCUUACACCGUCUCUGCUCGAGUGGUGGCGGUUGCUCGCUCCCAAUGGAGAGCUUAGGUUCCCCAGUACUUUGUCGUAAUUUCGCUGUUGAUUCUGGUUUUAACGCUAAGGAGGAGUUGAUAUUCCUCCCUGAAUUGUGUUACCUACUUGGUUUGUACUUGCAUCUGGGGCUUGGUGCAGUAUUUCGUCGUUGUCCUGUUUAAUAGGGUGUAAGAAGCUGCUUCUCUCCUCUGACUGUGUGAGAAGAAUAGAAGCUGCGUCAAUACCAGCGCUGGACUGGUACCAGCAACAUGGAGAGGAUGGAGUGUGCAAAACUAGUUAUACACCCUGACCUCAGAAACAAACUCUGGUGGUUACUGUAACCUUUACUUUGCUGGGCAAAUUCACACAAAUAUAAAUAAUUCUAAUCCUCUUUUUUUUUUUUUUUUUUCCCCUGCACCCCUUUGUGGUGGUACUUGCACUUUGUUUUCCAGCCUUAGGUUUUUAACAGCCACUAGGCUUUAAGGAGCCAUUUACAUCCGAGGUGCAUGUGAAAAACUUGACAAUUAACCACCUACUUUCCUGUUGCUUGGAUUACUCCAGCUCUGCAGCUUUUCUCUCCUUGGAGGAUAGGAAAAUCUGUUUAAAUUCUUCUUUUAGUUAUUUGUUCCCUGCUUUGUCCGGAUGUCAGCAUCAGUCUUUCUGUUUGUAUAGAGAAAAAAUGACAUGAUGUUAGGUUUUAAUGUUUUCAAAUUCACGUGAUCCAUGCAGAGAAGGGCUGUUGCCCGCUGUUAGAAUAGCCUGUGCUCCCAGUUGCAUAGUGACCAAAAAUUCAACAUAAAUAUUAUUGUUAUUUAUGGACCAGAUGGGUCUUAGACACAGCACUCCUCUAUGCCUGAGCUGCCACUGGAAGCUUGCUGGCAAAAAACGGGACAUCACCAUUUGUGAUUAAUACUCCUGAUGUUGGCAGAUGCAUUUUGCACCUUUCCGAGCUGCCCCCCUGGCUGGGGCUUGCUCUUCUGCAGCAGGUUUACGGGCAGUUCCUGCAGCACUUAAGCAGAAGACAAUUCAGUUUAAAAUUCUCUUGCAAAGUCUAUUUCUAUUCUGUGCUACUCUUAGGGGAUCUAGAUGACUCCAAAGAUAGUUACAGCAGCUCUUUUUUUGCUGUGUGGAGCAGGACUUUCCUAAACUGCCUGUUUCAAAAUGGUGAAGAACUUCACUGUUGUCUUUCCAAGCUACGUAAUUUAAACUUUCUUUAUACAUCCCCCAGAGUUGCAGCUGUUGGUGCCACAUUCCCAGCAGCUGAAAAGCCAGUGGAGUUUGGGAUUUUCUUGAUUUGUAAGUUAUUCUCUUGUCACUUUCAGGCAGAAUAUUUUGCCGUGCUAUUCUGCCUGGCCUAUUUAUAAACAUCGCUCUGACAUGGCUGUUGUUUUUCACUGGUGUUUUCCAGGGAAGGGGAAAAAAAAAUAAAAAUCACUCGUCAUUGUUGUUCCCUCUCACUACGGAAGGCAGGAAACACGGGAGUUUGCUUGUGAAGUUCAUAUUCAAACUUUUUGGAAAGUUCAGCAUUUUUUAAAACUCAUCAUGAAGAGGGAUGAGCUGAGGAAUUUUGUGUCCAAGUUUAUUUCUGAACCUAUACAAAAUUUUGGCUGUUUGGUUACAGUCUGUGGCCUGUUUAUUCAUCAGUGGUAUUGAUGAAGAUUCUGCCAUGGGCUCGCUCUUCCAGGAGAUGAUCGUGCUUGUUAUCGGUAGCUAUCAUUUAGCUUCUGAUUAUCUGGUAGAAGUUGGAGACGCACUGAAAACCCUGCUGAGGAUGCUGCUCACAGUAGUAAAUACAAAUACUGUUGCACUGGGGUUUUGUAGACCACUGCACUGUUACUCUGCUCACGUGACUUAAAUGGGUUUCAUCACCUUAGUGAAAAAUUGAAGUUCGUUAAACCUAAUGAAAGCUUUUCUCAGCAAAGCCUUUUCCAGGGAAAAACCAAGCCAGUGAAACCCUAGGUGUUUUGUUCGGACUAAAGUAGUCCUUUCUUUUCGUCUUAUGUGUUCCUUUGGCUUCAGUGUGACUCCAGUUAAAGAAACCCGCAGAAGCUGCGUCUGCGUUGCUGCCUGCAGGGCUCUCUACAACAGAUUUGCUUUCAUCAAAGGGUCGUAUCGGAUUCACAUCACAAACCGGGUUGGAGACAUUUUGGAAGUUGCACUGUAGUCACAUCACAUACAUCCGCGGUCACGUUUGCUACAGUGCACAUACAGCUCUCUCCUGGGCUCUUCCCUUCUCGGGGGAAAUCUUUGAAACCUUUCCGGACAACUUGACCGUGGUUCACCCCCUCUCUCUGGUGCAUUGUAGGACUUGUCAGCUCCACAUUAUGUUCUUGGACAUAAACGCUGCUUGACUUGAAAACCACAGGGUUUUCUUGUGUCUCAUUUUUUUUUUGUCCGCUUCUUCCUCUUCUCCUGUCUUCCUUCUGCUGCACAUGCAAACUAAAGGACCCUCUGAAACUCUUCACUUGAACAAGAACUUUUGUCUUCGGUGAGAAUUUUGCUUUUGGCAGAACGGCAGGAUGUGGUCUGAAUUGUAGAAAAGUACGUAUUAAUACCACCUAUUGUUAAUUCAGUGCCUUUCCCCAUUCUGCAUCUGCCUCAUUCUUGGGUGCGUUUCCUUUUCAGAGCAGGUUGGCCUUUAACUCCUUUGGUAGGUCAGCAGAAACGGAGGCGGCUGUGUAGGAAUCCCCGCUAAAGCUUUGUCUGUCCUGGGUAAACAAACUAGCUAUCAGGUUUGGUUCCAAGUGACUUUUGAGUCUUAUUUCCCGACCAUUUUGAUCUGCUUUAAUAACUUUAACUCGUAGAUGUACCUUGUGCAUUCAGCAUUCAGUUUUCUUAAAUGUGUUACUGACUGGUGUGGGGAGGGUUCUGUUCGUGGCGGCUGUAGGGCAGCAUAGUUUGCCUAGAUGUACAAGAUGGAAUUUCUGUCCUGUGCGUGAUUUAGGGCUUCAUGCCAGUUUUAGAAAAAACCACUGUCUUCUACAUGUCACAUUUUUAAAGGCAAUUGGGCGUUUAAGUGUGUCAAUAAGCAUGGGGCCUGACUGAUUUUAAUUAAGUGGAAUUAAGUGCCCACACUUAUGAGAAAUCCCACCAGACCCCUGAUUUUUUUUUUUUUCAAGUGUUCUGCUCUUUGCUACAGGACCUACCUGACUUAAGUUCUGAGAUUUCAUUUUCAGAGACAAUUUAAGAUCUCACUGCUUAGUUUUCAAAAUGAGAAUCAUCUUUCCAUGUUAAUUAGAUGCUUUUGGGAACGUCGUCUGAUGUCUUGUAAACGGGAGCCGGAGAACGGUCCAUAAUGAUGUCAUCUCUGCAUACCAGAAAUGAAAGCAAAGAGCAGCCUUUCUACCCAAUGCAUAGUUUUGAAUAAAACAAAAUCUCAAAGUGAAAUAUCCACUCUGCAGAGAAGCCAAAAUCUAAUCCCAUUUCAUAGCCAUGCUGUUCAAAGCCAGUGUUAAAUUUCAAGACUUUAGAGGAUUUAUUUUUUUCUUUGGAGAAAUAUGCUCAACACUUGUUUUCUGGAGCUUUUAAUUAAAAUUUGUCAUGCUGUGAUAAAUUCCUUUAAAAAUGUUACAGGCUCUAAUCCACAUCAGGGGAAGAGAGAAACAGACAGCUUUCCAUUUCAGUGGAUUAUUGGCUUAGGAAAGGACACCGAUUCCAGUGAGAGCAGCUCUCUGAUCUGCAGUGGCAGAAGCUCCCGUAACGUAUAUGCAGUGGUUGUUGAGAACCUGCGUCUAAUAACCUUCCCACUCUGCAGCCCAGCGUGUGCUCCCCAGAUCCACAGUGAGUUAGACUUGUAGUGAUAACGGCUCAGACUCUCACAUUUUCUCUCCUUAUUUAUUUUUAUAAUUGUAAAUGGAAAUAAAUAAGUUUAAGACAUCUGUAAUUUAACUGUAAUCUUUUUCAUAGUGAAAACAUUCCUGACCCGUUACUGCGACCUUCUUUCAUUUUUCUUUUCCUUUCAAUUAAAAGCUUCUCUAUCUUAUUGUUGCAGACCAAAUUAUCUAGUGGACCGGGGUGAGCUUUUUGUAGGACUACAUCAGAAAGAAAAAGUAAAAAAAUAAUGUGAUUUCAUUGAUUGCCUGGCAGCAGAUGGGCUUUUCAAAAGCACAUGAGGUUCAGCUAAUUCUGCUCCUGUUAACAUUGAAGCACCUUUAGGAGAGUUUGGUGGGCGCUGUAGCAUGCAAAAGCGAGUCGCGAAUUCGGAAGUAGAGGAGCUUAACAAAAAGUGCAAAGCAGCUGCAUACGCUGUAUUUUUCUGACUGUUCUCAUUUAAGGCUGUCGUUGAAAACUCUGGACGUGCGUGACUGCGUACUUUGGACCUGUUUUUCACAUGCAUGGUCUGCAGUUUUUGUGGGGUUUUUGUUUGUUUUUUUUUUUUUUUUUUUAAACAGAGGUGUAAGUCCCUCAGCAGCUCUGAAAGUCAGCCCCAAUAUGCAUGGUAUUAAUUGAUGUAGUUUUUCAUUGUUGGUAUUACAAAGGUUUAAUGACAUGAUAAACCUUGGGACAUGUUUGUCUUGAAUUUGGGAGAAUAUGGAUGUUGUGUAACAUGUUUUUGUGAGUGUUUUGAGAUGCUGGAUGUGACGGCUUAGUUAGAAAACCCACCUCUGCAGACUGCAAAUACCUUCCCUGGUUUUUUUCUCUUUUCUUUUAGUCCUCUGCAAUUGAAUCAGCAAAAAUACAGCUUUUAAACUGGCUCUGAAGGAAGAGUAGGAGCUAAGCUUUGGAGAGGGAUUCUGCAUCUCUCUGGGUAAAUGACACAUGAUUCACUAAGUCUGUAAAGCAAGGUGUAUAAAUUUUCAUGUUUUUUAAAAUGUAUUAACUGUUGUAAAGUUUGUAAAUACCUUUUUAAAAUAAAUGUAGUUUUUAUGAGUGAAUGAGUGAAAAAAGAGCAUGGAAAAAUCUUUUGUAGGUGGACUACUGAAGUGCGAGUGGAAUUACAUUGCAACAGUAAGUUUGUU